Molecule: messenger RNA, 4405 nt
Organism: Carlito syrichta (Philippine tarsier)
Lineage: Eukaryota; Metazoa; Chordata; Mammalia; Primates; Tarsiidae
Gene: NLGN2
Product: neuroligin 2
Exons: 7
Coding region: 123-2279 (718 amino acids)
Biological process (GO): modulation of chemical synaptic transmission; presynaptic membrane assembly; neuron cell-cell adhesion
Cellular component (GO): cell surface; synapse; postsynaptic specialization membrane
Molecular function (GO): signaling receptor activity; neurexin family protein binding
Source: RefSeq, a predicted model, not a curated record
CGCCCCUGGGCGCCCGCCGCUUCCAGCCGCCUGAGGCACCCGCCUCGUGGCCCGGCGUGCGCAACGCCACCACCCUGCCGCCCGCCUGCCCGCAGAACUUGCACGGGGCGCUGCCCGCCAUCAUGCUGCCUGUGUGGUUCACCGACAACUUGGAGGCAGCCGCCACCUACGUGCAGAACCAGAGCGAGGACUGCCUGUACCUCAACCUCUACGUGCCCACCGAGGACGGUCCGCUCACAAAAAAACGUGACGAGGCGACGCUCAAUCCGCCAGACACAGAUAUCCGCGACUCUGGGAAGAAGCCUGUGAUGCUCUUUCUACACGGCGGUUCCUACAUGGAGGGCACCGGGAAUAUGUUCGAUGGCUCAGUCCUGGCCGCCUAUGGCAACGUCAUCGUAGCCACGCUCAACUACCGUCUUGGGGUGCUCGGUUUUCUCAGCACCGGGGACCAGGCUGCAAAAGGCAACUAUGGGCUCCUGGACCAGAUCCAGGCCCUGCGCUGGCUCAGUGAAAACAUUGCUCACUUUGGGGGUGACCCUGAACGCAUCACCAUCUUUGGGUCCGGGGCAGGGGCUUCCUGUGUCAACCUUCUGAUCCUCUCCCACCAUUCAGAAGGGCUGUUCCAGAAGGCCAUUGCCCAGAGUGGCACCGCCAUUUCCAGCUGGUCUGUCAACUACCAGCCGCUCAAGUAUACGCGGCUGCUGGCAGCCAAGGUGGGCUGUGACCGGGAGGACAGCGCUGAAGCUGUGGAGUGCCUUCGCCGGAAGCCCUCCCGGGAGCUGGUGGACCAGGACGUGCAGCCUGCCCGUUACCACAUCGCCUUUGGACCCGUGGUGGACGGCGACGUAGUCCCUGAUGACCCUGAGAUCCUCAUGCAGCAGGGAGAAUUCCUCAACUACGACAUGCUCAUUGGUGUCAACCAGGGAGAGGGCCUCAAGUUCGUGGAGGACUCUGCAGAGAGUGAGGAUGGCGUGUCUGCCAGCGCCUUUGACUUCACUGUCUCCAACUUUGUGGACAACCUGUAUGGCUACCCAGAGGGCAAGGAUGUGCUUCGGGAGACUAUCAAGUUUAUGUACACAGACUGGGCCGACCGGGACAAUGGUGAGAUGCGGCGCAAGACCCUGCUGGCACUCUUUACUGACCACCAAUGGGUGGCACCAGCUGUGGCCACCGCCAAGCUGCACGCCGACUACCAGUCCCCUGUCUACUUUUACACCUUCUACCACCACUGUCAGGCUGAAGGCCGGCCUGAGUGGGCUGAUGCUGCACACGGGGACGAACUACCCUAUGUUUUUGGUGUGCCCAUGGUGGGCGCCACUGACCUCUUCCCCUGCAACUUCUCCAAGAAUGAUGUCAUGCUCAGCGCUGUGGUCAUGACCUACUGGACCAACUUCGCCAAGACUGGUGACCCCAACCAGCCAGUGCCGCAGGAUACCAAGUUCAUCCACACCAAGCCCAACCGCUUUGAGGAGGUGGUGUGGAGCAAGUUCAACAGCAAGGAGAAGCAGUACUUGCACAUUGGCUUGAAGCCACGCGUGCGUGACAACUACCGUGCCAACAAGGUGGCCUUCUGGCUGGAGCUCGUGCCCCAUCUGCACAACCUGCACACAGAGCUCUUUACCACCACCACGCGCCUGCCUCCCUAUGCCACACGCUGGCCGCCUCGCCCACCGCCCGGCGCCCCGGGUACACGCCGGCCCCCGCCACCUGCCACCCUGCCCCCUGAGCCUGAGCCUGAACCAGGCCCAAGGGCCUACGACCGCUUCCCUGGAGACUCACGGGACUACUCCACAGAGCUAAGCGUCACUGUGGCCGUGGGGGCCUCCCUCCUCUUCCUCAACAUCCUGGCCUUUGCUGCCCUCUACUACAAGCGGGACCGGCGGCAGGAGCUGCGAUGCAGGCGGCUUAGCCCACCUGGUGGCUCAGGCUCUGGUGUGCCCGGUGGGGGCCCCCUGCUCCCUGCUGCAGGCCGUGAGCUGCCACCAGAGGAGGAGCUGGUGUCACUGCAGCUGAAGCGGGGUGGUGGUGUCGGGGCGGACCCUGCUGAGGCCCUGCGCCCUGCCUGCCCGCCCGACUACACCCUGGCCCUGCGCCGGGCACCGGACGAUGUGCCUCUCUUGGGCCCCGGGGCCCUGACCCUGCUGCCCAGUGGCCUGGGGCCACCACCACCCCCACCACCCCCCUCCCUCCAUCCCUUUGGGCCCUUUCCCCCUCCUCCCCCCACUGCUACCAGCCACAACAACACGCUACCCCACCCCCACUCCACUACUCGGGUAUAGGGGGCGGCUUGGGGAGGCCCUCCUCCCCGACCCUCCCCCGCCCAGCCACUCCAAAGGCAGGGAGGAGGACUUGGCAGCAGGCUUUUCUCCUGUGGAGUUGUCACGCGUCAUCGAGCAGCAUUAAGUUGGACACAGGAUUCCUCACUGGGAUGCGUGUUUUUCCCAUGCAGAGAGGCCCGUUCACUUCUCCGGACCUGGGCCUUUGAACAACUGGGGGUGUUUUUUCCCCUCCACUGGGACACCAGUCUUCGGUGUGUGGAAAUGUGGAAGUAUUUUCCCACGUGGAGGUGUGCUUUCUCACAAGGGGGUGUGUUUUCCCAUGUGCAGGGUGAGGUUUUUUUUGCCGCCCUGGACACAUGUUGGCCCCCUCAAAGAAUUUUGUGGGGAUUUGUACCCCAGAAUCCUGUUCCCUCAUGCCUUCUCCCACCUCCUCCCCUCUCCCUCCCCCUGGAGACCCUGGAAGUGGUGUGUUCACAUACAGUGACCCUUGACCACCAGACAACACAGGGUGGUGCCUGGGAAGCUUUGAGGAAAUCACAGCCCCACCUCACCCCUGCCCUCCCACCUCCUCCCCCACCCUUGCACCCCAGCAAAGCAUGUUUUUCCCUCGUGGCACAAGUCAGAUGAAGCACGUUUUCCCAGGGAGGCUCUUACCUUCCACAGAGGACAGUCAGAUUUCCUACUGGGGGGAAGGGAGGAGAUCCAUGCAUCCUGGUGCUACCUGGAAACUAAAUUUCCCAUGGUCCAGGACGUUUCACUGAGUGGGAACAUGUUCUUGCAUGUGGAUGUGCGUUUUCCCAGGCAGAGGGUCCCUCUCUCCCUAACACUCCCCUGCGUCCCCCAGGCUUCAGGCCCAGCACUCAGUUACUCCUCACAUAGCAAGUGGGAAGAAACUUCCAGUUGACAGGAGCUGAGGGGGAUGUACAAACUCUGAGGGAGUGCUCAGCCCUCCCUUCCUCAGAGAUGCUGAGUUGAGGGGAGGGGGUGUGUGGCAUGUGCCACUCACAGAGGCCAUGCAUGUUUGACCAAAGCCCUCAUCCGGGGUCUGAGGAUAGCCUUUCCCUCAGGCCUCAGAUCAUUGCUCAUCUGUGCCAAACUGGGUAGGUGGAUUUGAGGAGAAAGACCCCCAAAAUGUGCCAAGGAUUCCCUAUUCCCAGGGCAGGGCAGGGGAAGCUGGGGGCAAGUGGGAUACAGGGUGAAGGAUAUGGCAGGUUAGGGGGCUCCUGCCUGUGUCUCCUCUCCUCACUGUGUCAUCUCCCCUCCCUGCCUCAGUUCCCCAUUCUCCUUCAUCUGCCUCCCUCUUUGGAGCUGUCCCCAUCUCAGUGUCAGACCAGCCUUUUUCCCUCAGCUGACAAUGCCCGCUUCUUUGGCCUCCCUCACCCCUGCCCCCAGCUUGGCUGAAGGAAAGGAGCAGUGGAGGAUGGAGGGAGGCAGCAGAGAGAAAGGUCUCACUGGACAGAUUGGGGAGAAUGAGGUCAGCUGUGCUGAGGAACAGAUGGAGGGGGCAGUGGGGGACAGGGGACACGGCUUGAGCAGCACCGACAGGAAGAAUUUGAAACGUGUGAGGGGCCUGCCCAGAGGUCCUAGGGUUCUAUUCCCCAGAGUCAGAUACAAGGACCUCUGGGGAAUAGAACAAUGUCAGAAGGAUUUUGAGGAAUGUGAAUGGAGGAGGGGAGCAUCCUUAUCUGCUGGCAUUGUGUGGGCUGUUAGUGCCAAACUUGAGGAGGGCGUGGGGUGCUGUCUUCCACUGACACCCAAAUCCAAAAUCCCUGGUCUUGAGUCCCUAGAACUUUGCCUCUUUACGCCCUUCUCCUACCUCCAUCCAUGGAAACUUAGUUUUCUGACCCUUUCCCCUGCCUGGUCUAGUUCCCUUCCAAACAGCCAUGCCCUCCAAAUGCUAGAGACCUGGGCCCUGAACCCUGUAGACAGAUGCCCCCAGAAUUGGGGCAUGGGAGGGGGGCUGGGGGACCCCAUGAUUCAGCCACGGACUCCAAUGCCCAGCCCCUCUCCCCAGAACAAUCCCCUGACAGUCCCAUGUCCCUACCCCAACCCUUUGCGGCUCUGUACACAUUUUUAAACCUGGCAAAAGAUGAAGAGAAUAUUGUAAAUAUAAAAGUUUAACUGUU